GUCACCGUGACAUCUGAAAAUUGAUAAGGAAAAUAUAUAAAAUGCAUUUUCUCGCCGAAAAUCUGACAGAUCACUUAUAGAGUGUGCUAUAUUUUAUACGUAAUUCAAAAUGGCAGCUAAUAAAAUUGCUAAGAUUCAAGCCUUCAGUGGUCUUAUAUCAGCCCCUUUUACUGGUUUCAAGCCUAACGGUGAGGUGAAUGCUGAUAUUAUACAAAAAUAUGUUGAUUUCUUAGUUAAAAACAGUGUUAAAGGAGUCUUCGUAAACGGCACAACGGGGGAAGGUCUUUCCUUGACUGUUGAAGAGAGAAAACUGAUAGCAGAAAAAUGGGUUGAACAUGGAAAAAACAAACUAGAACUCAUUAUCAUUCAAGUUGGCGCAAACUGCUUAAGAGAGGCCCAAGAAUUGGCUCGCCAUGCAGAAAAGAUUGGUGUUACAGCUCUAGCAUCGUUACCUCCUUUGUUCUACAAACCCAAAAGCGACGAUGAUCUUAUUGCUUAUUUCAAAGGCAUAUCCGAUGCUGCCCCUAAUUUACCCUUGAUGCUCUAUCACAUUCCUUCAUAUUCAAAUGUUGAAAUCAAUGUCAGUCAACUAUUACCUAAGGCUCGCGCAGCAAUUCCCAAUUUUUGUGGAGCGAAAUUCACAUCAACUGAUGUACUGGAUUUGAUGAGAUGUCAUAAUCUUCCUGGGGAGCCAUUCAAAGUACUGACUGGUUUUGACGAGGUUUUGCUGCCAUGCAUAACAUGCGGCGGAACAGCAGCUAUUGGUGGUACAUUUAAUAUGAUGGCCCUACUAUCUCAACGUGUUCUAGACGCAUACCACAGAGGUGAUAUUGAAGAAGCCCGGCGAGCAAAUAGAGAAAUAAUGAAUGCUACUGAACGGAUAUGCAGACAUGGAAUGCCAAUUGCUUGUUUCAAAGCAGCCAUGAACAUUCUCACACCUUUGGAUUUUGGUACAUCUCGAGUUCCCCUGGUUCCCCUCACCCCAGAAGGUUUGGCUAAUUUGAAAGCAGAUCUCAAGGCUAUGAAAACGAAAGAUUGGUUCAGAGUUUAAGCUGUCAGUAAAUAAUAAGAUUUUUUAAAAUGCAUCAUCAGCACAGAAAGCUAUUGUUGAAUUCUUAAUUGUAUUGUUAGAACUCUGGUUUCAAAAUUAGCCAAGUGUCCGCGAUUAGAAAUGCAUGUUGCUUUCUUCCUUACAAUAAUUAUGGAUGUUUUAUUGUUGUUGCCCAAAAUAUGCAUCAAAUUGUCUACUUUUUACUUGUGAAUAAAUAGUUUUUGCAUUUUUUAUUGCUGAAAAGUGACAUAAAGUUUUUUGUUUUA
Molecule: messenger RNA, 1317 nt
Organism: Parasteatoda tepidariorum (common house spider)
Lineage: Eukaryota; Metazoa; Arthropoda; Arachnida; Araneae; Theridiidae
Product: N-acetylneuraminate lyase
Molecular function (GO): lyase activity
Source: RefSeq, a predicted model, not a curated record